AUUCAACUUUACAUAGUAAAAUCUUCAAGGUUCAAUGCGACCUUCCAAUGCGACAACAACUGGUUGUCACUCCCAAUUGGAGGCUAUAAAUAAAUAUGAUAAUACUAUCUAGUAUGGAAAAAAUAAAAAAUAAAAAUAAUAGCACUUAGGAAGCUCUAUAUAUUAUACAAGAUCUAAAAAGAUGUCGCUCAUUUCAGACGAGGAUAACUUCUUCUCAGACAACCAGUCCGACGCAUCAUCCUCGAGCGAAGAAGAGGCCUUACCUCCACCUCCGUUACAGCAAAACUACUUUGCUCCUCCAUUUUACGGUCGACCUCCAACACCCUUACCUCCAUCUCCAUCUUUAACGUCCCUACUCCGUCCAUCACGACCUACCACCCCCGAUGCUUCAGACGACGAUCUUGAGCCCGUGCCGCGCGCAUCCCCGAAGGUGCCCACGUACGAGUACUACGGCUUCGUCCUAUACCUCUUCUCAUCUCUGACUUUCCUCAUCUACCUGUUGUGGGCAUACCUGCCUUCCCCGUUCCUGCACGCCCUGGGUAUCUACUACUAUCCUAAUCGCUGGUGGGCCCUCGCCAUCCCUUCGUUCUUGGUCAUGCUCAUAGUCUACAUCUACGUCGCGCUAGCCGCCUAUAACACCGAGAUCCUCACGCUUCCUCUGAAUUCGUUGGAGACUAUCGUAGACGAGGCGGCUAAGAUCGCUACUAUUGAUCACAAGGGCAGGAUACGGCUAAACGAACCAGGGAAGCCCAUUCCGGAGGAGACAGCCAAGCACCUUGACUGGAAAAACAUAUGGAACGAAGGGACCGACGCCGUUAUGGAUGUACCGCUGGCCGGCGCAUGUGAAGUCAUAUACGGCGAUCUAACCGAUUCGGAGGACGAACUAGAAUUUGAUAUCAGCUUAUUCUCACGCCGUAACGACGCCAUGGUUUCCAAGUUACCAAGUGAAUGAGGAAGCGAAUACCCCACGAGUAUUACGCAUAGGGAUGGAAGCAAGGUUAUUAGGCAAACCGCGUCAUUUGAUUCCUCGGCGACACAACGUACCAUCCCCAGUAGACAACGAUUCAGCCAUCUUCUAUGUGGCUUAUAAACAGUAUUGAUUUCGACCUAGUCAUGGGCAGAAUUACUCUCAAAGGUGCGAGCGAGAAGAGAAUAGAUCGUGAAAUAGGACCAAGAUUAGACUAUAAAAAACAGCGGAAGGUGGUUAUGGCUUACCAUAAGUACUCAUAGGUACUCGAAUUACGUACCGUAAGCAAUUAGCUGCAAUAGUAGCAGUCACUUCCCCUUAUUGAUACGCCAGAUAUAAAUGAGUUAA
This is a messenger RNA of Daldinia caldariorum, 1315 nucleotides long. Its product is annotated as PIG-P-domain-containing protein. The transcript has a single exon. The coding region runs from base 182 to 952 and encodes 256 amino acids. The record is from RefSeq and is a predicted model, not a curated record. NCBI's taxonomy places the organism in Eukaryota, Fungi, Ascomycota, Sordariomycetes, Xylariales, Hypoxylaceae.